Molecule: messenger RNA, 519 nt
Organism: Corticium candelabrum
Lineage: Eukaryota; Metazoa; Porifera; Homoscleromorpha; Homosclerophorida; Plakinidae
Product: DNA-directed RNA polymerase II subunit RPB9-like
Exons: 6
Coding region: 28-447 (139 amino acids)
Biological process (GO): transcription-coupled nucleotide-excision repair; transcription initiation at RNA polymerase II promoter; DNA-templated transcription
Cellular component (GO): RNA polymerase II, core complex
Molecular function (GO): nucleic acid binding; DNA-directed RNA polymerase activity; zinc ion binding
Source: RefSeq, a predicted model, not a curated record
GCGUAUACGGGAACUUGAUUUUAUAGAAUGGACGCCGACUUGUUUUCGACAGACUUUGACGCUACAGCGAUUAGGUCUUCGACCAGCGCUGGGCCCGGAUACGUAGGGAUUAAGUUCUGUCAAGAAUGCAACAACAUGUUGUACCCGAAAGAAGACAAACAGAACAGGGUGUUGCUAUAUGCGUGUAGAAAUUGCGACUUCAAACAGGAAGCAGACAACCAGUGCAUCUAUGUCAAUAAAGUUACUCACGAAGUUGAUGAAUUGACUCAAAUUAUUGCUGAUGUGACUGGAGAUCCAACUUUGCCACGCACAGAAGAUCAUCCAUGUCCCAAAUGUGGCAACAGAGAGGCCGUCUUUUUCCAGUCUCAGACAAGACGAGCCGAGGAGGGUAUGAGACUGUAUUACGUAUGUACGUCGCCAGACUGUGCCAACAGAUGGACAGAGUAACAAUCGAAUACGAUUACAAAUUCUAUCUCGUUUCUGGAUUAAACUCUCGCCAGAGUCGUUCGAACUCUUCCA